Ilex paraguariensis (yerba mate) is the source of this 1721-nucleotide messenger RNA. NCBI's taxonomy places the organism in Eukaryota, Viridiplantae, Streptophyta, Magnoliopsida, Aquifoliales, Aquifoliaceae. The record is from the annotation of a GenBank genome assembly.
CGUCAAUCUCUCUCUCUCUCAAACUCAGCCUCCACCCCUACAAAGUACCGCUUUCUCUACCUCACCGCCUCUACAUCUAAACCCCCCUUCCUUUUCUACUACUUUCUGAGUGCCUAUCUACAACUCUCUCUCUCUCUCUCUCUCACACACACACACACACUGAAAACAAAGUAUACCACUCUGUUACAUUGAGUGUCAAAACUGGCGAUCGAUAAUCGAGAACCCACUGUCAGUGAAAUCAAGACCAAGAACAGACGUAUAAUGGGAGCUGGAUUACCAGAUGGGGAGGACAAUAGGUGGCCUCCAUGGUUGAAGCCACUUCUGAGGGAACACUUCUUUGUUCAAUGCAAGUUACAUGCCGAUUCACAUAAGAGCGAAUGCAAUAUGUACUGUUUGGAUUGCACGAACGGCGCUCUCUGUUCUCUCUGUUUGGCCUACCACAAGGACCACCGAGCCAUUCAGAUAAGGAGGUCAUCGUACCAUGAUGUGAUUAGGGUUUCUGAGAUUCAGAAGUAUUUGGACAUCAGUUCAGUCCAGACCUACAUUAUCAACAGUGCAAAGGUUGUCUUCUUGAAUGAGAGGCCACAGCCAAGGCCCGGUAAAGGGGUCACUAAUACCUGCGAUGUCUGUGAGCGUAGCCUCCUCGACUCCUUCCAGUUCUGCUCUCUCGGUUGCAAGAUUGUUGGGACAUCAAACAAUUUCCAGAAGCAGAAGAAAGCAUUGCCGGGGAAGAAACACACGCCGACGGUGGCAUCGGACUCCGAGGACUCAUACAGCAGCAGCGGCGGCAGCCAUGGCCGGCGCAAGAGCCCCAACAGCAGUAACAGAGACUACAAAGUUCAGAGCUUCACUCCGUCAACGCCUCCCCCAACUUCGGUUAAUUACAGAACUGCCAAGCGAAGAAAGGGUAUUCCCCACAGAGCCCCAAUGGGACUAAGCAUAGAAUACUAGCAUCCCUAAACUUUACCUGAAUUCCAUAGUACCCCACUUAUAGUUAUAGAUAACUAGCUACUAGCUAUGUUUUAAACACUAGUGCUUUUACCAAAAAGGCCAGUGUUAAUAGUUUACUGUGAAUAUAUAGAUGCAGCCACUAGAUUGUGAUAAAGUAGAAGGGUAAAGGUGUAAGAAAUAAGACAAUGUGAAAGCUCUAAGAAGGGUUGGGUUAGGACAGGAAAAAUAAGCUUAUUAUUAUUUUGAAAUAUCAAAAAUAUAUCUGCCAAAAAAAAAAAGGAUUAAAAAAAAUGCCAUACUAGUUGCUUAGUGUGAUGUAAAUACAGUUUUGUGGUAUGGGGUUAGGAUGGAAUGAUAAUGUACUACUCACUUGUAGCAGUGGUUUGUGUUGAUAUAUGCAAUGAAAUUAAGUGGUUGUAUGGUUUUUGUACAGUGUGGGGGUUUGGUUUCUAUUUUUAGCAAAUUUUUUUCCAGUGGGGAUGGCCAAUGGGUCCCAAUGGUGAUGCCUUCUUAGCAUGUUGGAUCUAUCAGGAUUGAAACGUUUUGGGUGCUGAUUGGCUGGGAGAUGCAAGUUGUCUUUUGAUUCUUGGAAGCAUGAAUUGGGUCAGCCGCCUUGAGAUAUAAUUUAUAUUUUGCUUUAAAAUGUGGGGAUUGUUUUUCGGGGGUGGGAGUAAAUCUGUUAAUGGAGCACAGUUUUUUAAACCAGUUUAAAAAAAUGUUUAAGAUUUAUUUGUUUAAAAAAUGACUUAAGUUUGACUAGUUCGAUUAAU